AUGGGAGAUGACUUUAUACUACCCUUAAUUCCUCGGACGGCCCAUCGUCGUUACGACCCGCUGACUGGUGAUUGGGUAAUAGUGUCCCCUCAUCGAAUUACACGUCCAUGGUCCGGUCAUUCGGAGAAUUCACAUCAAACUAAACAUGAAAAUCGAGAUUUGCCACCCUCGGAAUCCAAUCCGUUGUGCCCGGGAGCAACAAGAGCAAGCGGCUGCGUUAAUCCACCUUACACAUCAGUGCAUACGUUCCGGAACGAUUUUCCGGCUUUGAACAUUGCGGGUGAGCCGAAUGAGGAUGACCGCCUGGAAUCGGAAGCCCUGACAAAGGACACGCUUUUUGCUUGGGCUCCUGCACAUGGUGAUUGUCAAGUGAUGUGCUUCCAUCCGGAUUCGAGCAAGACACUCGCUUUGAUGGAGGCUGCGGAGGUGGUGCGGGUAAUCGACGCUUGGUGUGAUAUUACAGAGAAGUACCGAGCGAAAGGCUGUUACCGUUGGCUGCAAAUAUUCGAAAAUCGUGGUGCCGCCUCGGGGUGUUCCAACACGCAUCCUCAUUGUCAAAUUUGGGCCUGCGGUUUCUUGCCGUCGUAUGCGAGACGAAGAGAUCUGAACAUGAAGCGGUACUUCGAGCGACAUCAUAUACCUCUGCUGCUGGAUUAUGCUGCAAAAGAGGAGAAGUUUGUUGGCACUCAUGAAAGUCGUGUGGUGAUACAGUCCGCCCAUUGGCUAGUGGUAGUUCCUUGGUGGGCUUGUUGGCCUUUCGAGACCAUUGUGAUGCCUCGCAAACGCCACAUACGUUGGCUGUUCGAACUUUCGAUCGAGGAACGUGUGGAUUUGACUCAUGUUCUUCAAGAAUUGCUCACUCGUUAUGACAACUUGUUCCACACUGACUUCCCCUAUUCCAUGGGUUGGUAUCAAGCGCCGUUACUCCUCCCCGACGACACUGUGCACAGCACGGAGGAAAACGUCACAAACACAAACUCACCUCAAGACAUCUUUCCGCAUUGGCAGUUGUAUGCGAUUUAUCAGCCCCCUCUGUUACGCUCUGCUACAGUGAGAAAAUUCAUGUCCGGGUUUGAAUUAUUGGCUGAGCCACAACGUGACUCACUCCCGGAGACUGCGGCAGAGAUGUUGCGCAGUGUGAGUACUCUCCAUUACACUAAGUGUACUGUGUAACACCAAUGCCUUUAAUCGUGCUUUUGAUUUUCUUUUUACCACUUUGCUCUACUUUCUCCCGGUGAUCAGUGAACCCGUUACCUUUUCUGAUUGUUACUUCUGUGUACUUUUGCGAGAAAUGACUUUAUUUCUGACUAUGCUGGCUAGAUGCUUGCAACGCGUUUAGCUUAUUCCUAGUUGAGGUAGCCAAAUCCCUCAUACAUUUUUGGUCUACAUCCAUUCA
Messenger RNA from Dicrocoelium dendriticum, 1396 nucleotides. Lineage: Eukaryota; Metazoa; Platyhelminthes; Trematoda; Plagiorchiida; Dicrocoeliidae. The record is from the annotation of a GenBank genome assembly.